GCUUUGUUGUUAGACGUUUGAAUGCAUUUUUUUCCAUUAACAUUUUUUUUACCAUAGGGAUAUUUUUGUAAAUUUACAAUUUUUUAAUAUUUUUUUCAGGCGACGAAUAGUAAAUUGGGGCGACAAAUAACAACACCUGUUUAUUAUCAACUUUAAUAUCUGGCUUCCUGAACCCAUCCUCUUACCCUCGUCGCUCUGGUCAAAGCCACCGGCCACAGCUCUCGCAUCCUCGCCGGCGUCACACCCACCGGCCGGAGGCUAUUUCUCAGAAUAAUUCGACAUUAUGAGAGUUUUAUGGAGAUGGCACAAUGUUUUGAUUCGGAAGAAUCCGAUUAUUCAAUCUACAAUAGCAACGCAUUCAGCGUCAUUCCACUCGACUACUACUUUCUUUGAGAAAUGGAUAAAUAAAUUUGAUGCUGUAAGAUUCUUCUAGUUUAGCUUUCGUUUUUUUUUCUUUCUCAUUAUGUGUUUGCUUGUCUUGAACUUGCUAUUUUCAAUCAUUUUUCAGUUUUUCUUCCUGAUUAGUGGACUUUAGCAAACACAUGUCAGUAAAUUCUGGGUUGUGUUAAUCUCAAACAAAUUGGUUUUCUUGAAUUGAGCCCUGGUGUUAAGGUUGUAGCUUGUAUAGAAUUGGCUUUAGUCCAAGUGUUAGGCAGUCUUGUGGACGCAACCUAUAGGUGCCUGUGUGUGAGAAAUUUUAUUUACUUAUUAUAAGGACAACUAUUAUUUCUUCAUAUUAUAUAAGUAUUGUCAUAAACAUAAGUAAAGGUUGUAGCUUGUAUAUGAUUUAUAGCUGAGGUUUUUGUAGGAAACCUAUUUUAACAGACUGGUAGUGAAAGCGGAAACUUGAUUGGAUGAUGAACUUGUUACUUGAUUAUCACUGGCUCCUUAAGAUCUAGAGAAAAAAUGGUGUUGACCGUGAAAGAAACUUGCGUGGCGAACAAACAUGUGAUUUAGUGAAAGGAUAUUUCGUGUGUCAAAACAUCUGCGAGAAAUUAUCCCAAGAAGGUUUGAACUUUGUAGUUGGUUGAUCCACCACUUGAAAGUUAUUGAACUCAGUAGAUGUUAUUUGUCAGUUCAGUGUGAAUAAAUAAACAAAUUAGACAUGUGCUGGAUUAAUUAGGAUGUAGGUGAAGGCUGUGCCAUAUCAAAUAAUUGUUUUAGUAACUCUUUUAGGCUUGUAGCGUGAAUCUGGUGCCAUGUAGCUGUGAGAUCCUUUUUACAUGACGUUAGUGUCCAGUUGGCUGAGGAAUGUUGUGUAUACACAUAUUGUGUUCUUUUAGAAUUUUGUUAUAUUUUUUGUCAGUUUUUCUGAUUAUUGUGUGUCCUUUAUGUAGUUCAAAAGACUUGCUAUGAUUGCCUUGAUGAAUUUUCCAUGGAUUUCUUCAAAAAUUUGAAACCCCAUUAUUAUUACACAUCUCAGAAAAUGAAAAUGAACUCAAGAAAAGACACAUUUUUUGAACGUUGGGAUAUGAGGGAGGUUGCAGUUAUGAUAGGUGUUGUGUUAUUUUUUGUGUUUUUUGUAGAUGAAUUAUCUAAGUCGGGGUUCUCUGCAUUUGUAUGUUGCAUUAUGCAUUUGGAGCUUUAAUAUUGCAGCUUAGGAGAUUAUUUAUUUAUUAUUUUCUUUUAUGACAAUCAUGGAUUUACAUAUUAGUUACUUUCAUGAAUUUACAUGUUUAUUUUAACGUCUAUAGUUAUCCAAGCUUGGUAUGGCUCUGUGGUGCCAAGUUAUUGAUAUUUGCUUCAACUGGAAAGGAACUUAACAUUUAACCUAAAACUACUACCAUUGAAAGAUAAAUGCCGAAGGUUGAUAUAACUGUCAUUGUCUUUGGUAUUUUAAAAUAAUCGUAAAAAAUGCAAAAUAUGCAAAAAUUAGUAAAUAUGAGAAGGAUAUGAAUUUUCAGAGAUUUUAAAAAUCUUACAAACAAUGAUCACUGGUGAAAAAAUUUAUCACAUCAGUAUUAUUUAUCACUCUUUUACUUUAAAUGCAAUCUCUCUUAUUAUUUGAUCUAUUUCACUUCUGAAUGAUCUCUUGACCACUAUUAUUUGGGAGACGGAAAUGGUGAAAAGAAUAAAUAAGCAGUUGCACCCUAUUUGAACCCUGAAAAAUAUAUGGCUAAUAUAAGGAUGCAAAGAGAGAAAAACAACAGUCAAAGAACUACAUAAGAUAUGAGGUGAGGCAGAAGCGAGCUGGCACGAAAAAAGCGCUUAAAAAUAUACUCUUCAAAGGGGGUUGCUCAACAUCAAGAGCCGAGUCAUUCCCGAAAAUCGAAGUACCCUAUGAGGAACAAUUAAACAAGAAACCCCGAGCAAAGUCUCGUCAAGAUAAAAGAAGUCAACAAAAGAAAUUGAGACGUAAACGUGAGAGAGAGUAUUCGUACGAAGAUUUUGACGACAACCCAGAAAGAAUGUUCCAUGCUGCAUUUGGCAAACAUGGGUUUACUUGGACUUUCAGGCCCACUGGACUACCGUUUGAUCGGACAGAAAAUUUUGAGUGGAGGAACAAUAGAUUUGACCAACAGGGCAGUGAAAGUAGGAAAGGAUAUUGUGAUAAUUCUUUUACUGUAGGAUCAUAUGAUGAUAGAAAAGUUCUUGGCUUACCGACAGCUGGUCCUCUGAAAAUCGAAGAUGUUAAGGCUGCUUUUCGAGCGUCAGCUUUGAAGUGGCAUCCUGAUAAGCAUCAAGGUUUGUCAAAGGAAGAUGCCGAAAAGAAAUUCAAGCAUUGUGUUGAUGCAUACAGAUCGUUAUGCGACUCUUUAUCGACCGGUUGAGCUUUUUUUUUCUCCCUGCUCUUUUGUGCGGUUAUGAUAACUUAUAAAUAUUUCCCUCCAUUUUCAUUUGGCAUAGCUCGUUUAGCUUCAUAUUCUGGUGCAAAUAGAGAAACACUUUAAUUCUUUUCACAUAAAUGAUUUGAUAACUGAAUAAAAGAUAUUAGAGAGGGGCAGCCAAGAUAAUGUCUUUUUUUUUUGUGAAAUGAAUGUGAAUCCUUGUUCUGGAUGCAAAUUGUUUCUUUAUCAAUUACAA
Messenger RNA from Striga asiatica, 3024 nucleotides. The record is from the annotation of a GenBank genome assembly. Lineage: Eukaryota; Viridiplantae; Streptophyta; Magnoliopsida; Lamiales; Orobanchaceae.